Messenger RNA from Sitophilus oryzae (rice weevil), 973 nucleotides. It is a transcript of the gene Arfrp1, whose product is annotated as ADP-ribosylation factor-related protein 1. The record is from RefSeq and is a predicted model, not a curated record. Gene Ontology annotation, biological process: protein localization to organelle; intracellular protein transport; Golgi to plasma membrane protein transport. Bases 123 to 731 code for a protein of 202 amino acids. Gene Ontology annotation, molecular function: GTP binding; GTPase activity. The transcript has 5 exons. Lineage: Eukaryota; Metazoa; Arthropoda; Insecta; Coleoptera; Curculionidae. Gene Ontology annotation, cellular component: Golgi apparatus.
ACAGGUGACAGCGACAGACAGCGAUCAGCGAUGACAAAAAUAAACAAUUUUAACCUUGUUACUUGCUGCCAAAAAACAUUCUAAGAUUUUUAACUAUAAUUUUAAUAAAUUGGAACUUAAUAAUGUAUAGUCUCGUUUAUGGUUUUUAUAAAUAUAUAUCCCAGAAAGAUGAAUAUUGCGUAUUGAUCUUAGGACUUGACAAUGCUGGUAAAACUACCUAUUUGGAAGCUGCCAAAACAAAACUGACAAAAAACUAUAAAGGAAUUCAUCCAUCCAAAGUAACUACUACUGUUGGACUAAAUAUUGGAAAAAUAGAUAUUGGUAGUGUCCAAUUAAAUUUUUGGGAUCUUGGUGGUCAAAGUGAAUUACAGUCUUUAUGGGACAAAUAUUAUGAGGAGUCACAUGCAAUUAUUUAUAUAGUUGAUUCUUCAGAUAGAGAUAGAAUUGAUGAAUCUAAAGAUAUAUUUGACAAAAUGAUAGCAAAUGAAAAUCUACAAGGCGUACCUCUUUUAGUAUUAGCAAAUAAACAAGAUCUUCCAGAUUGUAUGGGUGUUAGAGAAGUAAAACCAAUUUUUAAUAAAAAUGCUCAUCUAAUUGGGAAAAGGGAUUGUAUGGUGAUGCCAGUAUCAGCUUUAACAGGUGAAGGCGUUGAUGAAGGUAUUAGAUGGUUAGUUGACUGCAUUAAAAGAAACUCAUUUGUUAGACCUCCACGAAACAGUGAUGAAACUUAAAAAAACUUCAUAUUUUUAUGAAUUUAAUAAGUAUACCUCCAUCAUGUAUGAUAUAGGGGACAAUAUUGUUAUUUCCAAUGGAAAUAAUAUUAAAAAGACUAAUAAAAUAUAAGAGAUUAAAUAAAAUGAUUUUAUGUAAAAUAAUACCUCUCCAUGUAUAAUUUUGUACCUCUCUAAUUUAUUUACAAACCAUGUGUUUUAUUUUAAAUAGGUAGCUUAAUAUAAAUUUAUAUUAUAAACUA